Cervus elaphus (red deer) is the source of this 913-nucleotide messenger RNA. Its product is annotated as lysine-rich arabinogalactan protein 19-like. NCBI's taxonomy places the organism in Eukaryota, Metazoa, Chordata, Mammalia, Artiodactyla, Cervidae. The transcript is spliced from 2 exons. The coding region runs from base 13 to 369 and encodes 118 amino acids. The record is from RefSeq and is a predicted model, not a curated record.
CCAUGCUGGAUAAUGACACGCCUGCCUCCCAGUGCUUCACCAGGACCGGAGGCCGCCUUAAUGCCCGAUCCAGGGCCAGGUGAAGUUUCUGCAACAGCCGCUACUCCUCCGCCAGCUUCCCUGGAGUUCGUAGAGCUGCCAUUUGGGCAGGCUCCGAUCCCGGUGACAGAAGCCUCUGGCCAACACUUCCAGGAUCCGGCUCCAACCGAACCGCCCAAGCUAUACCCGCCUCUCCCGUUAAAGUUGCAGGCAUUGCCCCUUGGAUCCAUCACACCAGAGCGAAGAAGGCAUACAACACUGACCCGGAAGACGCUGAGUGGACCACCCAGAAGGACCCCACCGACCCACGGGGAACCAAGAUCAUUCUGAAGAGGAAGAAGAGAACGAGAUCCCGGACGAGCCCUCUACAGGAUGGAGCUGGGUAAAUGACUCCUGCUGCUCGGCCUCAUCAACGCAAUUCUGAACCUGACCAGUGUUCCUGCACAGAACAACGUCUUCAUCUCAUGGGCACAUUCUUACGCGAACUUCCACAACUCCUCCAACUGUUGGGUAUGUGGGGCCAUGCCCCUGUCAGUAAUGGAUGGACUCCCCUUGUGGGCAUCGCCACUCUGUUAUGGGGACUUUAUACCACUGUGUUCCUUCUUAGAGCAACAGAAAGGAACUUUUCUCUCUCUCACCAACCAUAACCUUUCUUUGCUCUCCUGGUGUAAGAAGAAGCCAUCAAUGGGCCAGGAACAUAGGGUUACAUUUAACAUGAACACCAGCCUUACAGAAGUAACAAAGGCUUAAACCUCAUAUAUGAAAAAUAAAAAGGAGAAGGGUUCUUUUACAAAAGGGGGACAGGCCUCCCGGUACCUUGAGCAAUACUACCAGGCCUGGGAUGAAUAUUUCUGGAUGACUCCUGAGAAAGGAC